UUCUUCUAAAUUUCCUCAACCACCAACUUCUCAAUGUCGUCCUCCUCUACCCAAUACCAACUGGAGAUGCGGAAUUACACGUGUCCAGAAUGUAACAUAAUGCUUAGGGUUCUCUCAUCGCCUUCUGCUUCUCCUCCAUACUGUCCUCUAUGCAAUAUCGUUUCUUCUUUCACUUAUUCGACCCCUUUUGAAGUUGGUCCUAGUGACUUCGAAGACGACGAGGAAUCUCUAUUUCUCGAUUCCAUGGAAUCUCUUCCGACCGUUGAGAUCUCAUCUUCAAUGUUGUCUUGCGCUUCCUCAGACGAUUCUAAUUUACCAUGCGCCAUUUGUAGAGAAGAUUUCGUGGUUGGAGAAUCUGCUAGGAAAUUGCCAUGCAACCAUUUAUACCAUAAUGAUUGCAUUAUUCCUUGGCUCACAAGUCAUAACUCGUGCCCUCUCUGUCGAUUUGAGCUCCCAGUUGCAUUUAGUGGAGACGACAGUGGUCUGACCAUGUGGUUUGAUGCAUUGACCCUAGAGGACGACUGCGUCUUGCGGGAAGAUACGGUAGUCACUCUCGCUUUGUACCAAAGUUUAGACGGCUAA
Molecule: messenger RNA, 582 nt
Organism: Arabidopsis lyrata subsp. lyrata
Lineage: Eukaryota; Viridiplantae; Streptophyta; Magnoliopsida; Brassicales; Brassicaceae
Product: probable E3 ubiquitin-protein ligase RHC2A
Biological process (GO): protein ubiquitination
Cellular component (GO): cytoplasm
Molecular function (GO): ubiquitin protein ligase activity
Source: RefSeq, a predicted model, not a curated record